Diatraea saccharalis (sugarcane borer) is the source of this 816-nucleotide messenger RNA. NCBI's taxonomy places the organism in Eukaryota, Metazoa, Arthropoda, Insecta, Lepidoptera, Crambidae. The record is from the annotation of a GenBank genome assembly.
AUGGAUGGGGAACCAGAAGCAUUAUCUGAUACAGCCACAAACUGCAACCUAGGAUGUGCCUCUGAAACGCUGUCAGAUAUAAAUCAAGCAAAACUCGAUUCAUUAGAAAAAAAAGCAGUUCAUCUGAGACUGGUUCUUGAAAAAGAUUUUAAAGCUGCAGAUAUCAAAUGGAGUUUAUUUGUAUCAGCUGCUUUUAGCUUUAGGUAUGAAAGUUGUCUUAGGCCGUUUCCGCCACCAUUCAUGAAAAAUGGAAUCAAGGACAUGGAUGAACUAAAUACCUUAGUUGGGAAUGGAGUAUACUUGUCAACAGACCUCAAUAUAAGUUUACCCUAUAGUCAUGGAGGUUUUGGUUGGGGCGCCAGUUGCAUUGGUGGACAUCUAUCUUGUAUAGCAAUGUGUGAAGUUAUUGAUGCUCCUGAGGGUAUAAAUUACCAGAAACCCGUGUCUAAUGAAGGGGAUGGUAUUUAUACAGAAGAAAAGAACAAAUUGAUUUCAGAGACUGGUAUUGAAGAACAAACUCUGUCGCAAUAUAUUGUAACGAACUGUGAUUUAGUAAGACUAAGGUAUCUCUUGGUGUAUGCCAAACAACCUGCAUCAAUGCGUUUUCCAACACCAAGUGUGAACGAUCGGAAUGCUGCUGGUUUUCGUCAAUGGGUAUCGAGACAUAAAUUAUUCUCCAUUUUACUGGGCUAUGGUUUAAUGUUAGCUACAAUAGGAUUUGCUAAUAAUCAACCUGUUAAUUAUUAUUACAAAAUGUUUUUAAAAAAGCUGGACAUAGCGUAUAGUUCUGUUAAAGUUUAAUGCAUCUAAUUUUUC